This is a messenger RNA of Apodemus sylvaticus (European woodmouse), 627 nucleotides long. RefSeq names its product keratin-associated protein 9-9-like. The coding region runs from base 1 to 627 and encodes 208 amino acids. The transcript is spliced from 3 exons. Gene Ontology annotation, cellular component: keratin filament. NCBI's taxonomy places the organism in Eukaryota, Metazoa, Chordata, Mammalia, Rodentia, Muridae. The record is from RefSeq and is a predicted model, not a curated record.
AUGACCAACUCCUGUUGCUCCUCUUGCUGCCAGCUCACCUGCUGCAGGACCACCUGCUGCAGGACCACCUGCUGCAGGACCACCUGCUGGAGACCAAGCUGUGUGACCAGCUGCUGCCAGCCCUGCUGCUGUCCCUGCUGCCAACCCUGCUGCUGUGUGUCCAGCUGCUGCAAGCCCUGCUGCUGCCAGCCCUGCUGUUGUCAGUCUAGCUGCUGCAAGCCCUGCUGCCAGCCCAGCUGCUGUAUCUCCAGCUGCUGCAAGCCUUGCUGUCAGCCCUGCUGCUGUGUGUCCAGCUGCUGCCGGCCCUGCUGCAAGCCCUGCUGCUGUCAGUCCAGCUGCUGCAAGCCCUGCUGCUGCAAGCCCUGCUGUCAACCCUGCUGCUGUCCCUGCUGCCAACCCUGCUGCUGUGUGUCCAGCUGCUGCAAGCCUUGUUGCAAGCCCAGCUGCUGUCAGUCCAGCUGCUGCAAGCCCUGCUGCCAGCCCUUCUGCCUCAACCUGUGCUGCCAGCCAGCCUGCUCUGGACCUGUGACCUGCACCAGGACUUGCUACCAGCCCACAUGUGUCUGUGUGCCAGGAUGCCUGUCCCAAAGCUGUGGGUCCAGCUGCUGUGGGCCCUGUGGCUGUUGA